This is a messenger RNA of Mollisia scopiformis, 1008 nucleotides long. RefSeq names its product glyoxalase family protein. The coding region runs from base 1 to 1008 and encodes 335 amino acids. The transcript is spliced from 2 exons. Gene Ontology annotation, molecular function: methylmalonyl-CoA epimerase activity. Gene Ontology annotation, biological process: L-methylmalonyl-CoA metabolic process. The record is from RefSeq and is a predicted model, not a curated record. NCBI's taxonomy places the organism in Eukaryota, Fungi, Ascomycota, Leotiomycetes, Helotiales, Mollisiaceae. Gene Ontology annotation, cellular component: mitochondrion.
AUGCCCUCUUCCGUGCUUCCACUUCCCGUCGUCAACAACUCCAGCAAGAUCCAAUUGAUUCGAAUCGGCCAUGUCUACCACGGACAUCCAGAUCUUCGCAAAUUCCAGGCAUUCGCUCGAGACUUCGGCUUUGAAGAAGUAGCGGAAGUCGACGGCAAGAUAUACUAUAGAGGCUACGGAAAGGAUCCUUACAUCUACGUUGCGUCGAAGAGUGGCUCCGAGAAGGAAUUUGGAGGCGGCGCUUUCAUUGCGAAGACCCAGGAAGACUUUGAGAAGGCUGCAGCGCUUGAAAAUGCGGUUGUGUCGGACAUUAGCAAAGCUCCAGGUGGUGGUAAGAUGAUCUCAAUUCCUAUACCAUCUGGGAACAAGAUUCACAUCGCCUUCGGCCAGGAAGAGAGGGAGGCGGCGAAGACUGCAGUUUCGAAAACCGAAGUCCACAAGGGUGCCUUUAACACAAGUUUGGAGAAAUCGAGGAAAGGCGAGUUUCAACGUUUCAAGCCUGGUCCUGCAAUGAUCCACAAACUCGGACAUUUCGGCUUCAUCUCCAAGAAGUGGGACGAGGACGUCGCAUUCUACACGGAGAAGUUCAAUUUCGUCCCCUCAGAUGUUCUCCACGCUCCCGGCAACUCUGAUAUGGACGUGAUGACAUUCCUACAUCUCGAUCUUGGAGAGGAGUACACCGAUCAUCACACUCUAUUUGUUGCCCGUGCACCGCCCGACAUGCCGGCUACCAUGAUGCAUCACACCUCAUUCGAAGUCGACGAUUUCGAUACCCAGCUUCUCGGUCACGAGCAUUUGCUGAGCAAGGGUUACACAUUGGUCUGGGGUGUAGGAAGACAUGUUUUGGGCUCGCAAAUCUUUGAUUAUUGGAAGGAUCCGAGUGGCUUUACUAUUGAGCAUUAUGCAGAUGGCGAUUUGGUCAACGUUCAUACAAAGGCGUUGAGGCAAGAAGAUCAGGGUCCGAAUACUUUAUCGGUGUGGGGGCCGAAUCUGCCUGAGGUGUUCUGA